AUGUCCAACCAUAGAAAGGUCGCAGUGUUUUGGGACUAUGAAAAUUGUAGUCCUCCGUUAAAUUCACAAGGACAUGCCAUUGUAAAUGGCAUCCGACGAAUUGCGCAUGUCUUUGGAAACGUAACGUCGUUCAAAGCAUACCUCGACAUAUCCUCGGUAUCCUUGCAGUCUCCCAAGUCUGUCGGGUUUCGCUCGGACCUUCAGUCCUCUGGGGUGUCCAUGAUUGACUGUCCCCACAACGGCAAGAAAGACGUCGUGGACAAGAUGAUUCUCGUGGAUAUGCUUACAUUUGCCGUCGAUAAUCCGUCACCGGCAACCAUCAUCCUGAUAGCCGGUGACCGGGAUUAUGCUUAUGCUGUAUCAACCCUCCGCCUUCGACAGUAUACCAUCGUUCUCAUCGUGCCUCCAGCGCCCAAUAUUCCCCAGUGUCUGGAGUCUCAAGCCUCUGUCGUGGUGGAUUGGAACUUUGCUAUACUUGGAAAGCGCACAGAAACCGAUACGUCACCCGUGCGGCAACCCUAUCGCAACCUCGACGAGGAUAUCGUCGAGCGGCUGUCACGCGAAAUCCGGGAAUUGAAUGAGGAUCCUGCUGUGACCCUCCUUUCUUCGGCUCCUCCCGCAACAUCUGCCCAUACGCAGCGCGUCAGUGCAGAAGAGCUGUUGCAGCCAUCGGUGUCAGAACGGAAUACAGGCACAGCUUCAGGUGGUGCUGCUCAGCCUGCCUCGACGUGCACGCCGAAGAAGGUUGCUGGCACAAUCCCUCAGAUGCCUGCACGUCCUAGGUUCGAGGUUGCAGAUAGCUCAACCAGUCCACCUCCGACCGAGGUCGAUGAUGACUCGCACGCGUAUGUUGUGGUCUCUGCCGAAUCGUUCUCCGAUAAUGGCUGGCGUGCUGGCAUUGCGAACUCUCCUUCUGCCAAUGGCACUUUCCCUACCACUCAGCCUUCUGUAACUCCUACGUCUCCGAUAUCAUCGUCGGCAUCGUCUCCGUCAACACCAUCUUCGCUGACUUUGAGUGACUCCGAUUCCAACGUUACCUCGUCUGACGUUGAGAUCGGCUCCCAACAAGCAACUUCUGUUAUCAGUGAUAACAAAGACAAUUCUUCAGGGUGUCAACCGCCUCUUAUCGAGUCCGUCGAGGAUAAGGUCCGACGCCUGACACCCUUACAAUUCCUGCCGAUGAUCAAUCUGCUUUUGCAGGCGAGGUCGAACGGGAUUAUGACGCCAUCAAGGUCCGUCAUCGCUGUUGACUUGCUUCGGCUCGACAAGGAGGUAUACCAGCGCGCCGGCGUGACCAAGUUCGCGCAAUACACCGCGCUAGCAGAACAAGCUUCUCUCAUCGAGCUUGGUAGGAGUGAGGGCUCCCCAUGGAUGGCGCUCCAUCCAAAUUUGUUGAGACAGGACGUCGAGUCGGGUGCACCUGAGUCAUCAUCCACCCCUUCGACUGUCCAUCGUAACAACUCUCCUACACCACAGGACAACACUCCUUAUACCAAGACUCCAACUCCAUCUUCACCUAUGCCAUCAUCGAGCACCGCGUCGCCGAGACCACCCACACUAAACCCAGACGCUCAACCUUUUAUGACAGCCGUACCGAUCCCGCUUUGCUUCCAGCCACUCGUUACCUGCCUGAUGAAAGUUCACAGUGAUGGGAUAAUGCAUCCCCUUCCUUCAACGGUUGGCCUAGUGCUUGGACCCGCGGUAUAUUCUCAAGCUGGCACGUCCAAUCUGAGGGAGUAUCUUGCUCAAGCGGUAGACCAUGGUGUUGUGGAAUGUGGAUGGGCCGGUGGUAAUGCGUGGGUGAGGCUUCAUAUGGAUGUGCUGAGUGGAAAGCGUUAUUGCUAG
This is a messenger RNA of Suillus paluster, 1845 nucleotides long. Its product is annotated as NYN domain-containing protein. The coding region runs from base 1 to 1845 and encodes 614 amino acids. Gene Ontology annotation, biological process: post-transcriptional gene silencing. The record is from RefSeq and is a predicted model, not a curated record. Gene Ontology annotation, molecular function: RNA nuclease activity; CCR4-NOT complex binding; mRNA base-pairing post-transcriptional repressor activity. The transcript has 4 exons. Lineage: Eukaryota; Fungi; Basidiomycota; Agaricomycetes; Boletales; Suillaceae. Gene Ontology annotation, cellular component: peroxisome; cytoplasm.